Messenger RNA from Girardinichthys multiradiatus, 1081 nucleotides. RefSeq names its product endothelin-2. Gene Ontology annotation, cellular component: extracellular region. Lineage: Eukaryota; Metazoa; Chordata; Actinopteri; Cyprinodontiformes; Goodeidae. The record is from RefSeq and is a predicted model, not a curated record. Gene Ontology annotation, biological process: intracellular calcium ion homeostasis; regulation of vasoconstriction; regulation of systemic arterial blood pressure by endothelin. Gene Ontology annotation, molecular function: hormone activity; endothelin B receptor binding. The transcript has 5 exons. The coding region runs from base 99 to 569 and encodes 156 amino acids.
GGAGGCAUAAAGUUCGGACAACAGCAGCACAACAGCCAGAACAGCAGCAACAAGUGAGCAGACAGUCUCUCCAGAGCCUCAACCAGACCAUAUGAGCCAUGCCACCACACAGCAGCCUUCUUCUUCUGGUCACUCUUUGGGCCUCAGUUCAGGAUGGUUUGGGUCUCCCGGUUGUGAAACAGGCAGAACCAGAAGACAUUGACGGUGCGCGCACUCACCCAGUGAGGACCAAGCGUUGUUCCUGCAGCAACCCAGAGGACGUUGAGUGUCACUACUUCUGUCACCUGGACAUCAUUUGGGUCAACACACCCAGUAAGACGACGGUUUAUGGCCUAGGUGGGGGUAUGAAGCGACGCAAAAGGUUCGCUGGGCGCUGCACCUGUGCCAGGCUCGAUGACAAGACCUGCACCAGUUUCUGCUAUCUCCGCCCUGAAAUCCAGUCUGAGAAGGGGUCUCAGCUUGACAUCCUCAGCAUCUUGAGAGAUGCAGUCCAUAACUCAAAGUGGGUACUUGACACAGGGCACUCAGGCGGAGAACUGUUGUUCCAGGCUCAGAGGAAGAAUGCCUGAUGAACAUCGAAGCUACAGAGGCAGUGGGAGACGAGCACCUGAACAAAUGACACUCCUUCGGCAGAGAGGGAUUGUUAAGAGAUGUCUCCGAUCGGGAAAGGCCAUAUAUUAUUCUGUUUGUCCCUGCGAAUAGAAAGGUGGAAAAAGGUGCCCGAGGUCUGCAGGUACGCAAUGCAAACAGAUGUGGAGGAUCAGAGGUGGAGGAGGUGGAGAUGCUACCGGGUUAUAUUUAACUCUGGAUGAGGAGUCUCUGGAAGCUGAGGUGACCGUGCCCUAAAAGAAAGAGACCCAAAGUGUGAAUCAAAGCAUGGUAAUAUGGGACAUACAUGCUCUAUUUGCUUUAAUAUAAUCAACUUAUGCUACAUAUUUUAAAGAUAAUAUAUCAGUUAUGUAUUCACAUGUACCAAAGGGCUGAUUUUUUAAAGGGAAUUCCAUCCAUUUUGUUUUGGAAAGUUAAUAUAUUUCUGUAAAGCAUCAUAAAAAGGUGAAUAAAAAUAAGAUUUCAAGUUUGA